Prionailurus viverrinus (fishing cat) is the source of this 807-nucleotide messenger RNA. RefSeq names its product NME/NM23 family member 5 (gene NME5). Gene Ontology annotation, biological process: spermatid differentiation; CTP biosynthetic process; GTP biosynthetic process. NCBI's taxonomy places the organism in Eukaryota, Metazoa, Chordata, Mammalia, Carnivora, Felidae. The record is from RefSeq and is a predicted model, not a curated record. Gene Ontology annotation, molecular function: nucleoside diphosphate kinase activity. The transcript is spliced from 6 exons. Bases 78 to 713 code for a protein of 211 amino acids.
GCUACGGCGGCACUAGAGGAGCAGGCACUAGGUUGAUUCCUGUGGAGAGUCUCCUAAAUUUACAUCGAAAAGGCAGAAUGCAGAUAUCAAUGCCCCCACCUCAGAUAUAUGUAGAAAAAACUCUGGCUAUUAUCAAACCGGAUAUUGUUGACAAAGAGGAGGAGAUACAAGAUAUUAUUCUCAGAUCUGGAUUCACCAUUGUUCAGAGAAGAAAACUACAUCUCAGCCCUGAGCACUGUAGUAACUUUUAUGUGGAACAGUAUGGGAAAAUGUUUUUCCCCAAUUUGACAGCUUACAUGAGUUCUGGACCACUUGUUGCCAUGAUAUUAGCUAGACAUAAAGCCAUCUCUUACUGGAAAGAACUUUUGGGACCAAGUAAUACCUUAGUAGCUAAGGAGACACACUCAGACAGUCUAAGGGCAAUUUAUGGCACAGAUGACCUAAGGAAUGCACUUCAUGGGAGUAAUGACUUUGCUGCAGCAGAAAGAGAAAUUCGAUUCAUGUUUCCUGAAGUGAUUAUUGAGCCUAUUCCAGUUGGACAAGCUGCUAAGGACUAUUUAAAUUUAUAUGUAACACCAACUCUGCUUAAAGGACUCACAGCCCUUUGUAAGGAGAAACCAGCAGAUCCUUUUAUUUGGCUAGCUGAUUGGCUGCUGAAAAAUAAUCCCAACAAACCAAAGCUUUGUCACAAUCCAACUGCAGAAGAACUUUAGUAAAAUAAAGUUCCCCAAGGACAAAUCACUAUCUUAAUGUAAAAGACACGCUUCUACUAUAAAAGAAACAAACCUUCCUAAGGGUUUAAGUAAC